AAUUUUUCAUAGAUUGCAAUGGAAAAUAAGAAAAUUAGUACAAAAUGUAAAAUCUAUCAUUUAUAUUAAUAAUCGUUCAUUCAAUAUAAUAGGAAACGACGGGGGUUUAUGAAGUGUGACUGUGACUUUUGUGACAUAAAGCCAGGACUGGAAAGGGUUUUUGCGUUUUAUUCGAACACUUGCCGUAAUCACUCCUGAUUCCGGUACAAUGGUGGCCAAGAAGGGCGGAGCAACCAGAGGCGGCGGCGGAGCAGCUACGAUGUCGGAAGAUUCCGUGGAGGAGCUCACCCGCGUUCCUUUACAAGCGAUUCUGCUCGCUGACAGCUUCGCUACUAAAUUCCGUCCCAUCACUUUAGAACGUCCCAAGGUGUUGCUGCCCUUGGUGAACGUUCCAAUGAUAGAUUACACGUUAUCUUGGCUUGAAAGUGCCGGUGUUGAAGAGGUGUUUGUAUUCUGCUGUGCUCAUGCUAAACAAGUAAUUGAGCAUUUGGAUAGUUCACAGUGGUUCAAGCAACCGAACUUCACGGUGACUACAAUAGAAUCCAACAAUUCAGCUGGUGCAGGAGAUGCACUUCGUUUGAUAUAUGAGCAAAAUGUGAUACGCGGAGACUUUGUUCUUGUUAGUGGAGAUACCAUAAGCAACAUGCCGCUUUCUGAGGCUUUAAAAGAACAUAGGGAGAGAAGAAAAAAGGACAACAAUGCCAUCAUGACCAUGGUAGUGAGACAGUCAAAACCUUCUCCGGUGACACGCCAAUCUCGUCUUGGAACUGACGAGUUGUUCAUGGCAAUUGAUCCCGAAACAAAACAGCUCCUGUAUUAUGAGGAAAGGGCAGACAAUGGGACUGUUUCAAUCGAUAAAACAGUGAUUUCUGAUCACCCAUCCAUGUAUAUCCAUAACGAUAAGCAGGAUUGUUACAUUGACAUUUGUGCGCCAGAAGUCCUCAGUACUUUCGCUGAUAAUUUCGAUUAUCAGCAUCUGAGGCGUCACUUUUUGAAGGGUUUGCUUGACGAUGACAUUAUGGGUUACAAGAUUUUCACCCAUGAAAUUCACGCAAGUUAUGCAGCCCGAAUUGACAAUUUCCGAAGUUAUGACACUGUUAGCAAAGACAUCAUUCAAAGAUGGACAUACCCUUUGGUUCCCGAUGUUCAACUUUUUGGAAAUACUGCAACUAAACUUGAGAGGCGGGGAAUGUAUCGAGGUUCAGGGGUUGGGCUCUCAAGAUCUGCUCAAAUUGGUCCUUUUACGGUUGUUGGAAGUGGCACUACUGUUGGAACCCAUUCUGAAAUUUCCAAUUCAGUUGUUGGAAAAAGCUGUAAAAUUGGUGAAAAUGUGUCAAUAGAUGGUAGCUACAUAUGGCACGAUGUGACAAUUGAAGAUGGUUGUGUUAUUAAAAAUGCAUUAGUGUGUGAUGGUGUGAUAAUCAAGUCUGGAGUGAUUCUUGAACCUGGUGUUGUUUUGUCAUACAAGGUUGUAGUUGGACAAAAUUUUGUUGUUCCAGCAUAUUCAAAGGUAUCCUUAUACCAGCAACCCAUUAAACAAGAUAGUGAUGAGGAGCUGGAAUAUGCUGAUAAUAGCAGCGGGACUAUGGAUAUUUCAUCAUUAUCAUCCUUGUCGGACAAGUUAAAUGAAACAACCUCUCGGUUAUCUGAAUUGCAACUUCAGUCUGCAUCAGAGGUUGGUAAUGGUGGGGUUGGUCUUAUAUGGUCAACUAGCGAGGGAAGUCAUGAAGAGGAAUGGAGGCAUUCAGUUGCACCCAUUCCUGCAGAUAAGCUUGAAAUUUUGUACACCUCGAAUGAUGAACUUGAGGUGUUGCAUCAGGAUGGGAAUGUUCCACCACCAGAGGAGAUGGAACGUGACUCUGUUGCUUCUGAUAGUUCUGAGGAUAUAAAGGAUGAAUUUCAAACCUUUGAAAAAGAGGUUUUCGCUACUUUUGAGCGUGCUGUACUUGAAAAUCACAAGGAUGACAAUGUCAUAUUGGAGGUAAACUCACUACGAUUAUCAUUCAAUUUGGAUGCCUCAGAUUGCGCUGGUCCAUUGUUUUAUUCGAUAAUGAAGUGGGCAUUGACCAUGGGUCAUAGCUCCCCUAGUGAGUUGGUGAAAAAUGUUGCAAGUUUGCUCACGAAAUGGCAGAAAGUUCUCAAGUACUACAUGCCUAGUAUAGAUGAAGAGAUAGAAGUGAUUAUGAAAUUCGAGGAAAUGUGUAUGGAGUCUGCGAAGGAAUAUUCUCAGUUAUUUUUGCAGAUCCUGCAUCUUUUGUAUGAUAAAGAUAUUGUGCAAGAGGAAGCAAUAUUGAAUUGGGCAUCCGAGAAGGAAAAUGCAGAUGAAAGUGAUAAGGUUUUGCUGAAGCAGGCCGAAAGUUUAAUCCAGUGGUUGAAAGAAGCAUCUGAGGAAGAGGACGAGGACGAGGAUUGAAAAAAGGUCGAGAUGGUUCUGUAAUUAUUAUUUCACUAAUCGGAUAAACUCUCUUUGGAUUCAAAUAGAAAGAAUUUUUUGACGUAAUUUUCUUUUCCCCCCUUGGGUGAAUCUACAUUCCUAAUGGAAUUCAAUACCCAAAUCAUCAAUAGAUCCACUAAGAACCUGAAAUUCUUUGUUUUGUUUUGUUUUUUUUUUUUUCCAAUGCAUUCUAUUCAUCGCAAUUCAUAGAGCUCCUUGGUACGAGUUUCUCAUUUUGUGUCAAUAGUUCACUUUUGUACCUUGUCUAGCUGCCAAAGUUGGGGACAUGAGUUUACUGGCCUUUACUGGAUGAAAGUUUUCAGAUUAUCUCGUAAUUUAAAAAUUACUCCCAUCGUAUAGAAUAAUGGAGUAUCAUGUUUCUAAGUAUUUUCUUUUUUAAAUACAAAGAAAAC
This is a messenger RNA of Oldenlandia corymbosa var. corymbosa, 2847 nucleotides long. The record is from the annotation of a GenBank genome assembly. NCBI's taxonomy places the organism in Eukaryota, Viridiplantae, Streptophyta, Magnoliopsida, Gentianales, Rubiaceae.